Molecule: messenger RNA, 2820 nt
Organism: Bombus terrestris (buff-tailed bumblebee)
Lineage: Eukaryota; Metazoa; Arthropoda; Insecta; Hymenoptera; Apidae
Gene: cact
Product: NF-kappa-B inhibitor cactus 2
Exons: 3
Coding region: 672-1874 (400 amino acids)
Molecular function (GO): protein binding
Source: RefSeq, a predicted model, not a curated record
GCCAUCGUGGAAGUUAUUCAGCGCGUCACACGUAACAUUACACGAUUAGUUCGUUUCCAGACAGCGCGUUGAGUGGAGUUUCGACACAGUUACAAAUUCGCACGGUUAUCGAGUAUAUAUUAUUUUGUUUUCUUUCUCUGCAGUUCUCCGUCAGAAACAUAAACUUUUAUUCAACAGACCUAACCUUUCCUUUGAAACCGUCUUCCUCACUAAUAUGUGAAAUUUUCUGAUAAACGCGAAAUUAUCGUGGAACGACGUGCACUAGCCACCGUUAUUUACGAACACAGUCAAAACGAGAAUGCGACGACAACGAGAAACCGAAUACACGUAAAGAAGCCAGCUGUUCGAGGCGAACGACAAUCGAAUGAUUGCUCGAAUAAACGGAGCAGUGGCGUCGCUUGCGAACGAACGAAACAGAGACGAAUGUGUUCUUGUUCAGAGAAGGAAGGACAAUCGAACGAAAUCGUAAAAGUCGAUUAAAGCAUCCGCACGGAAAGCUACAUAUAUUCGCCGUGUCAAGAUUUUAGAGAAGUAUACAUAGUGGUGUAUACACAGUGCGUCGGCCUGUGUGUCUGUGUAUAUGUGUAUACGAGUCGCAUGAUAGUUUUCCUUCAGGCAGAGCGGGAAAUAAGUAGAUUUUCGGUCGCGGAUUGAAUAUUGAUAUCGAAAAGAUGUGGCAUUCGCCGAGAACGACACCGAUGGAGAGCAAUGUUCCAGAAAACGAACAACAACAAAAGUGCGAAGAUCAACGUAAUUCGAGCCACGCCGAUUCCGGAUUUCUCUCCAGUGGGAAUCUCCAAAUUAGUUCGGAGCUGUGCGACUACGAAUUGAAUGCUGCAACAACCGCACCCGUCGCCCCGGAACCAAUGAGAGCAGAUAGCGGCGUGGAUCUUGGCUUAAGCGAAAGCUUGAGCCAGCUUACAUUGAAACAAGUUACAUUAAAUCCUCUGGCAAGCGGCAAGGUUCAGGUUGAACCUACCGUCGAAUUGACUCCGGUAAUCUCCGAGAAACCCGAGCAAGAAGAUGCUUCAACGUUGCGACAUGAGUCGCAUCAAUCCCUUGACAAACCGCUCAAUAAGGAACCUUGGCAACUCUACUAUACUCAGGACGACGAUGGUGACACGCUACUUCAUAUGGCCAUAGUGCAAGGCUUUCUGGAAGCUGCGUUCAGCUUGAUAAGAAUGGCGCCACAUGCCUGCCUUUUAAAUAUCCUGAACGAUGACUGCCAGUCGCCCCUGCAUCUGGCCGUAUUGACACGACAACCAAGAGUCGUUAGGCGGCUUAUUUUGGCAGGUGCAAACCCGGCAUUGAGGAACUUCCGCGGAAACACAGCUCUUCAUUUGGCGUGCGCUACCGGCGAUCUUGCCUCCGCAAAGGCACUUACCGAUCCGUUAACACACGUUGAAAGGAAUUAUUUACACCAAGGAAAGGAAAUACCUGCCCUGCCACAAAACCUAGAACAAAGGAAUUACGAUGGAGAAAUGUGUUUGCACAUAGCCGCCUCAUCAGGUCAAGUAGAGUUGGUACGGCUUCUGCUACGCCUCGGAGCGGAUCUUGAAGCCAGAGAAGCAUUGGCGGGGAGAACAGCUCUUCACCUCGCUGUGGAGCAUGGGUGUCGGUCAGUGGUCGCGUUCCUCCUUCAGGAGUGCAAACCUUGCUUGGAUACGCAAACCUACGCCGGACUCACUGCAUAUCAGGUAGCUCUGUGCUACGAUAUUCAACUCGCAAGGGAAUUAGUAAGACUGGGCGCAACACCGGAACCGCUUCCAGAGUCAGAUUCCGACAGCAGUGAUGAAGACGAAAGCUCUGCAACUAAUAAUUAUUUGCCCGCGAUCGUGAGACUUCGACAAAACGUGGUCGGUGUCAAAGUAUAGAAAUAUUUAUCGAUACGUUGACCAAUUUAACAAUUCGGUUUGUUGUACGAUGAAUUAUUUAAUUGAUUAUAAUAUCAUCGAGAAAUCACUAUCGACGAUGUCUUGACAAAUGGUCGUGAUGAUACAUCACGAUACGGGUACAUAGGGUAGACAGAGAUAGUUUGAACUUCGACAAGUGCAAGUAUUAAUCACAUCAAACCGAAUAUGUUUUAUUUACUUAAAGCUAAUUAGCAAAAUCAGUGUGAAACGUAUUGUAAAAACGAAGAAAACGAAAGAAUACACGAGGUAACGAAGGACGAGCAAAUAUAUAAAUAUGUCUAAUACAAAAGUGCUUCAGUAAGAAGCAACUAUUAUACUUCGGUAACGAGAGAAACGAUAACGUUCGAAACAAAUAGAAUCGUUGCAAUAUAGUAGAUAAUCGACUGCAAAGGAUUUACAUUUACGCUUAGGAGAUCGUAGGAUCUCGUCCUGUAAAUAUAGGAGAAAGUAUCAGACUUUUUUAUUCGAAUAGUGUGAGAAUGUAGCAGUGACAUCCGUACGUUUGGAAGUGAUUUAAAAUAAGAAUCUACGCUGAUAUAAAAAAGUAUAAAAAGUAGUAUGUAACAGAACAUUCGUAAUUUCAUUGUUCAUUUUAAGGUGUACAUACACAUAAUUUAUGUUAGAUAAAGAGACCGAAAUAGCACUUAUGAAUAGGACUAUUUAUCAAAGAACGUAUCAAAGCUGUACGGAGCUUUAUUACGCCAGAAUACUUCGGUAUUUUACUGUGAAUGUUCAACGUGUAUUAAUUUCCUCGUUUCCCCUCUCCCUAUUGUUGUAUAUAGUCAAGUUUUGUUAGUAUCGUAAAUAUGUUGUUUUUACGGUAUCAGCAGUAAAAGAAGGAUAACAUUAACGUUGUUACAUAACGACGAUAAUUAUUUUUUAGUAAUAAAAAGUCUUAGAAAAUUUA